UUUUUAAGGUUUUUUGAAGUCACUCGGAUUUUUUAUCGAACAUUUGAGCUUUAUUGGGCUUUGGAUCCUGAAGAAAAAUGCAAAUUGGGUGAUGUUGUUAUUAUUCGAAAACUUCCUGAAGAGAAAAGGAUUGCUUCUACAGUCCCCUAUUUGAUUGAAAAAGUUGUUUUUGAACAUGGAGCACGUGUGGAUCUUCUCAGCAAGAAACGUAAUUUUGAAGGAAUUUAUGAGGAUGAAAUGAAUAUUCGAAAACAGCUUGUUGACGAAGUUUAUAACGAGCCAUUAGCUGAGAAAACACUCUCCUAUGACAAGAAAAGAAGUUUAAUUAAGCAAAGAAUAAGGCAAAGAUUGAAUUUGUUGAAAAAUGAUGAAAAUUGA
Meloidogyne enterolobii is the source of this 378-nucleotide messenger RNA. Lineage: Eukaryota; Metazoa; Nematoda; Chromadorea; Rhabditida; Meloidogynidae. The record is from the annotation of a GenBank genome assembly.